Molecule: messenger RNA, 2158 nt
Organism: Patiria miniata (bat star)
Lineage: Eukaryota; Metazoa; Echinodermata; Asteroidea; Valvatida; Asterinidae
Gene: tmed10
Product: transmembrane emp24 domain-containing protein 10-like
Exons: 5
Coding region: 10-774 (254 amino acids)
Biological process (GO): Golgi organization; endoplasmic reticulum to Golgi vesicle-mediated transport; intracellular protein transport
Cellular component (GO): COPII-coated ER to Golgi transport vesicle; endoplasmic reticulum-Golgi intermediate compartment; endoplasmic reticulum
Source: RefSeq, a predicted model, not a curated record
UUGCAGUACAUGCAGAACCGGGCACUGCCACUGCCAUUAGUUCGGCUACAACAUCUGGACCGUCGUUCUUUUAAUUUUUAUGGACAUUUCCGAAUCAAAGAACCAACCAACGACACCGAAAUACAGUUAAUGCUGAUUCUAAAAAUGAAUGCAACUUGGUUAUUAGCAGCGCUUUUGGCCGUGCUGAGUUGCACGGUAACGCAAGUUCUCUGUUUGUCGUUCAUGCUGCCACCAAACGUAAAGAAGUGCCUUCAGGAAGAGAUACAUAAAGACGUUCUAGUGACUGGAGACUAUAAACUGAGUGGAGCACCUGGUCACAAAACCUUGCUUCUCGUCAAAGACGAUAAAGGUCAUAUCCUGUACCAGAAAGAUGAUGCCCAGUUUGGGAAAUUUGCCUUUACAACAGAUGUAUACGCGGUGUGUGACAUCUGCUUUAUAACCAAUCUGCCACGAGGAAUGAGAGGAGCAGACCGUGAGGUAUAUCUCAAUGUCAAACGUGGUGUGGAAGCCAAGAGCUAUGAAGACAUUGCUAAAUCAGAAGCACUGAAACCGAUGGAGGUUGAGCUGCGGCGUUUGGAGGAUCUGUCAGAAGCCAUAGUCAAUGACUUUGCAUACAUGAAGGCCAGGGAAGAAGAGAUGAGAGAUACAAAUGAAUCCACCAAUACAAGAGUUCUGUAUUUCAGCAUCUUUUCCAUGGUUUGUCUGCUUAGUCUGGCGACAUGGCAAGUCUUCUAUCUCAGACGCUAUUUCAAAUCAAAGAAGCUCAUCGAGUAAUCAAUUUCCUUUGCUUUAUCCUUCAGAAUUUUGUGGAUUAACUGGUUUUUUGAGUUUUUUGAGUUUUGACAGGUAAAUUUUUUCUUCUCGGCAAUGUACAGUUUAUUCUGUCCUUUUCUUCAAUUUUAACAAUAUAAGUUAUCCCGGGAGCGCGAGUGGAACACGGAAUAAUGUAGUGCGUCUGUGUUCCACAUACCACAAAGCCGAAGGCUGAGUGGUAUUUGGGACACAGACGUACUACAUUUUCCGUGUUCCACGAGCCCGAGCGCGAUAACGAAUUUAUCUUCAAGCAAACUUGACGCACAGUAAAGAUGGAACUAGCACGCUUUACGUGAACCUUUUAGCGGUUUAACGCAUGCAGCUGAAAUGUCGCUUGCAUCUUGGAACAACGCAAUACGCAGGGUGCGAUAUGGACCUUGUUGUUGCCAUGGAUUGACCAAUCAGGAUCGAGGAUACAAGUUUGCUUGAAGAUAAAUACCAUUAUACCAACUGAACAGAUAUUAUUUCAUCAAGCACAAGUUGCGGAACUCAUAUUCUCAUUUCUUAUCCAUCAGUGUGAAAGUCAUUCAACUUGUUUACAUCAUCAUAAGUGUAGGAAAAUUUAAAAAAUCAGUUGGCUGUUUAAAAAAAAAAAAAAAAAAAGUUUAGUUCUACAUGUACACGUACAUGUAUAUAAAGUCUGUUCAUGUAAUUUAUGAUUACGUACUGUUGCUUCUUUAUUUGAUUUGAACGUCAAUGUUUUACAUUUAUGUUAUUAUGGAUGUGCAUGUACAACAUGUACAUGUUUGUAACAAUUUGUUGAAUGUCAUGUCCGUUGGUUACUUUUCAAGUCUCAAUUACAUUGUUAUUUAAGGUCCUUAUUAAGGAUGUGACUUUGCGGUUAAUUUUGUAAACAUUUAUAGCAUAAAUUUUAAGAAAUGUUUAAAUGUUUAACCAUUCACAAUAGCCGAUGCUAGUCCAUUAUAUAUCAGACUGGCAUGAUUGACAUGAUAAAUCAACAAUGAUUGACAUCAUAAAUAGCGGGCAGUCAUUGAAAAAGUAAAAACCUCUCUGUGUGUACCCUGAAUGUAAUCAAGUGCUUUGGUGCUUCUAAGGUUUUGCGAAUUAAAUAGGUUUGAAAACAUGGAUAUGUUGAACUCUAAGGAAGAUCGCAUGAAUGUGGUUUCGUUUAAACGUUUUAGAAAAUUUGUAAAUGGAUUUAGAAUUUUGUUUGUUUAAACAUUAUGGUAGCAUUGUCUUUCUUUGGUGGGUUAAAAACAACCUGUGCAGAGAUUGUGGUGCCUUGUUUUUCAAUGUCAAGCUUCUGCUGUACUUGUUGUAAACAGUUGUUUAACAAUCAAACAAAUAAGUGAAAAUGGUUGCAUGCCAGUUGUAUCCAACACAA